AUGUUCGCGAAAUUGUUAUCGUUUUUGCCUGCGUUCUGCAUGGCAAUAUGUGGCUCCAUGGCUAAGAACGCAUUUCAAAACCCGGUCAUCUUCAACGAUCUGGCCGAUAUUGACCUUUUCCGAGUGAACGAAACUUUUUAUUAUUCCGCAUCAAGCAUGCAUUUCUCCCCUGGUGCCCCAAUUUUGCAGUCUCAAGAUCUUGUCAAUUGGAAGUACCUGGGCCAUUCGGUGCCUUCACUGGAAUUCCAAAGCCCAGCGUAUAAUUUGGCUGACGGCAUGCGAGCCUACGCGCGGGGAGUCUGGGCUUCAACGCUGCGCUUCCGAGAGAGCAAUAAUUUAUGGUAUUGGUUUGGCUGUGUCGAUUUCAAUGCAACAUACAUCUAUACCAGCCCCGGAGUUACCGGUCCAUGGGAACAGAAGUCGGUAUUGGACGGCACUUGUUUCUAUGACUGCGGCCUGCUAAUUGACGAUGACGAUACCAUGUAUGUCACGCAUGGUCAGUCAGUCCUUAAUGUUACCCAACUCACCUCCGACGGUCUCGACUGGAGCAAAACACAAAUCAUCUACAAUUCCACCGUUGGGUACAUUGAGGGUUCCCGAAUGUAUAAGCGCAACGGCUCUUACUACAUCAUCACAGACCAACCGGACAAUGGCCAGUACGUCUUGAAAUCUGACAGUGGACCAUGGGGUCCGUAUGACUUCGGUGUUAUUCUCAACAACACUUCUCCGCCGACGAGUUUAGGCGGUGCCGACACUCCUCAUCAAGGUGCUCUUGUUGACACACCGGAUGGCCAAUGGUAUUAUAUGGCUUUCGUCGAUGUGAAUGGAGACAGUACUGGUCGCGUUCCAGUCCUCUCUUCUUUGAACUGGAAUGACGAUGGGUGGCCAGUCUUGACCCUGGAGGAAAACAACGCCUGGCCCCAAAGCCUCCCAUAUCCAGUUGACUCAGGCGCGACGACUCCCAACUCAGACUCUUCUCUUUUAGGGAAAGACACAUUUGCCGAUGGAAAGCUCGGUCCCCAAUGGGAGUGGAAUCAUAAUCCCGAUACAGAACGAAUCACCGUGGCACCAGGUGAAGUCCGUCUGCAUACAGCAACAGUCACUGAAGUUGAUGAUAUUUACCAAGCCCGCAACACCUUGACUCAUCGAAUACUGGGGCCAGCUUCGGAGGCCACAAUUCUACUGGACUACACAAACAUGGCCGACGGCGACCGAGCGGGUCUGGCGUUGUUGCGAGACAGCUCGGCAGGGAUCGGAAUCCGAAAAGAUGGAGACAUUCCCACGCUUGUGAUGCGCAGAAACAUGACCAUGAAUUCGACAGACAAUUGGUCAACCAUUGACUACGGCACAGAUAUGGCUAGCAUCAAGCUCCCUCGAACUGAUCAUAGGGCGAAUAUAUUCCUUAGGAUAGCGGGAGAUUUCCGAUCAUCAGGAACGCGGAUGGCACAAUUUUCAUACAGCAGGGACGGCAGACACUUUACUGUCCUUGGACAGAACUUUACCAUGAUUAAUGACUGGGAGUUCUUUCAAGCCUACCGGUUUGCCAUCUUCAAUUACGCUACUAAGGCUCUCGGAGGCAGUGUGACUUUGAAAGAGUUUACACUACAGUCGGCCCCCAAUUAA
Molecule: messenger RNA, 1623 nt
Organism: Penicillium riverlandense
Lineage: Eukaryota; Fungi; Ascomycota; Eurotiomycetes; Eurotiales; Aspergillaceae
Product: glycoside hydrolase family 43 protein
Exons: 1
Coding region: 1-1623 (540 amino acids)
Biological process (GO): carbohydrate metabolic process
Molecular function (GO): hydrolase activity, hydrolyzing O-glycosyl compounds
Source: RefSeq, a predicted model, not a curated record